AUUGAACUCUUUCUCUUUUGAGGUUUUAUCUGAAAGGUGGGAUUCUCAUAAAGUUGCAUCUCCAAGUCAUGUCUAAAUAGAUUUCAAUCUUCUCGGAGAAUAACUAGAGUAAGGUAGAAUAAAAUUGAAGGAUACCACUGUGUGGUGCAGUUGACAGCAAAAUGGACUGGGCUGGGAAACAUAAUGGUCCAAAUGAUUCAUCUAGUGAUGGAACAGUACGAUUGCGUGGUCUGCCAUUUGGCUGCAGCAAGGAGGAGAUCGUUCAGUUCUUUCAAGGGUUGGAAAUCGUGCCAAAUGGGAUAACAUUGACGCUGGACUACCAGGGGAGAAGCACAGGGGAGGCCUUCGUGCAGUUUGCUUCAAAGGAGAUAGCAGAAAAAGCUCUGGGGAAACACAAGGAAAGAAUAGGGCACAGAUAUAUUGAGAUCUUCAAAAGUAGUAAAAGUGAAAUCCGAGGAUUCUAUGACCCACCACGAAGAAUGAUGGGACAGCGACCUGGACCAUAUGAUAGACCAAUGGGAGGAAGAGGGGGUUAUUAUGGAGCUGGGCGUGGAAGUAUGUAUGACAGAAUGCGUCGAGGAGGUGGUGGAUAUGACGGUGGGUAUGGUGGCUUUGAUGACUAUGGUGGCUAUAACAAUUAUGGCUAUGGAAAUGAUGGCUAUGAUGACAGAAUGAGAGAUGGGAGAGGAAUGGGAGGCCAUGGCUAUGGUGGAGCAGGAGAUGCAAGCUCAGGUUUUCAUGGUGGUCACUUUGUUCACAUGAGAGGACUGCCAUUUCGAGCAACAGAAAAUGAUAUUGCUAAUUUUUUCUCACCCUUGACUCCUAUAAGAGUACACAUUGAUAUUGGAGCAGAUGGAAGAGCAACAGGAGAAGCAGAUGUGGAAUUUGUGACACAUGAAGAUGCAGUGGCUGCCAUGUCUAAAGAUAAAAAUCAUAUGCAACAUCGAUACAUUGAACUGUUCCUGAAUUCAACUGCUGGAGGCGGUUCUGGAAUGGGAGGCUAUGGACGAGAGGGAAUGGAUCAAGGCGGUUAUGGGUCUGUUGGAAGAAUGGGAAUGGGCAGCAGUUACAGUGGAGGAUAUGGUGCUCCUGAUGGCUUGGGUGGAUAUGGGCGUGGCAGUGGAAAUAGUGGUGGAUACUAUGGACAAGGCAACAUGGGUGGCGGUGGAUGGCGUGGAAUGUAUUGAAGAGUGACAUUGGGUCUACAAAGCAUAUUGGAAGGAAACAGUACCUGGUCUACUAGGCUUUCUUACAAAACUUAAUUUCUUUUGUAUUGAAAACUUUAUAAUGACUGAAGGAAUGUGUUUUCCCAUUAUUUGGUAAGCCGCAGAUUGCAAUGGGGAAAUCUGUUUUCUGUAGGUUUUAUUUGUUGCAUACUCUGACUUUAAAUAAAUUUUUUAUAUUCAAA
Molecule: messenger RNA, 1408 nt
Organism: Euleptes europaea (tarantolino)
Lineage: Eukaryota; Metazoa; Chordata; Lepidosauria; Squamata; Sphaerodactylidae
Gene: HNRNPH3
Product: heterogeneous nuclear ribonucleoprotein H3
Exons: 10
Coding region: 162-1187 (341 amino acids)
Biological process (GO): regulation of RNA splicing
Cellular component (GO): ribonucleoprotein complex; nucleoplasm
Molecular function (GO): RNA binding
Source: RefSeq, a predicted model, not a curated record